CUUGCCCCUUCACAGACUGCCAGUUCACCGAUAUUUCCCAGCAAACUCCUUUAACUUCGUCCCCUGCCGGCUGCACACUCUCCCGACUCCAAUCAGCUUCCCUUUCGGUCCUUCACUUUCAGUAAACCCUAAAAAUGUCAUCUUCCUCCGUCGCCACCGCCGCCGUUCUGCUUCUCCUCCUCCUCACUACCGCCAAUUCCGCCCCAAUUUUAGGUCUGGACUCCUACCUGACCCACCAAUCUCGGAACGACCCACGAGCUACUAACGACUCCUUCCUCUCCCUUCCAUCUUCACUCAAGAAAUCUCUCUCAUCGGCCUUCCUCUCUCCCAACACCAUCCCUUCUCUCAUAUCCUCUCUCCUUUCUCUCUCUCUUCCUCUCUCCCUUCAUAUCCGCCUCCUCGGCCCUUCUUUCCCUCCUGACUCCUCCUCCGUCCUUUCCUCCUUCCACUCCGCAGUCCAUAUUUCCGAUCACUUCUACCUCAUUUCCCCCAACCCCGACGGCCCCCGCGACCACCGCCUCGCCGUCAAACACUCGCUUCACCUUGACGUUUCGCACUCACCUACUCUUGCAUCACGCCUCUCUGACGCAAUCAAGUCUGCCAUUUCUACUGCAACUUCCUCACUCCGCUCUCCGAUCCUCCCUAUUUCUUAUUCCGUUGUGGACGACAUCAUCAAGCAAGAUUUCGACAAGGAGAAGCCUGUGGAAGGUGUUUUUGUGUAUUUGAUCUCAUUAGGUCCGCAGUCACACGGUUAUGCUUACAACUACGGUCAUGGAGAUUCGUCUCCCGGGCAUACAAAGUGUUUCGGGAGUGUUUGGACUGGGAAGGAGAGAUAUAUUUGGAUCGAUCUCAAUGCUGGUCCGGUGGAUUACGGGCCCGCUUUGUCUGGCGAUGGGUUGCUUCCCAGGGGAGAGUUUCAUCCUUUGGCAGCUUUGCACGGUCGACCCAAGUCGCAGAAGGCGCUCUUGGCGGAUCUUGCUUCUUUGGUUUGGAGUGCCUAUCAGGUACAUCUUGUGCCCUCUUUGAGGAUUCCUGUGCCUUUUGAGAAUUCUUUGGUUGUUCAGUUUAUACAUGUUUACGGCAAGGAUAGUCAGGAUUCAAGUGGUCUGGAUUGGGAAUUGAUCAAGAAGACGUUUAUGAAUGAAGUUCAUGAUGGGGGAUUGUUGUUGGGAGAGCAGUCGCUCACUUUUAAGAAUUAUAAGAUCAAUUUAGCUCAGUGUUCUAUAUGUUCCUUUGCCCUUUCUAGGUCCACUACUUCAUACACUUCUAGGUUUUUGUUUGAUAAUUAUACUUUGAUUGUGAGCGAAUAUUUGGACUCAAAACGUUUGCAUCAGAUAUUGUCUGAUUCGGCUGAGGAGUUUAGGAGGUUGGGAGAUAUCCCUGAGGAUGAUUUUGCAAGGGUGCUUCCUGUUUAUGUGUUUGAUUUGGAUAACAAUAAGCUAUUGUUGCUUGAUCGGUAUCACCAGUCUGUUGCUUUUAGGGAUAUGGUUAUUGCAGUGAGGACAAAGAAUACACAGACUGUGAGUGAUUAUACCUGUAAUGGGCGUCAUGUGUUUACACGUACCAGGGAGCUUGAGAGACCAAUUGUUGGUUCAAUUCUGCAGAGUAUGUGGGGGGUUGCUCCAACCCAUAUGUUAUGGAGCCCAAGGCAUAACAGUACUCUGGUGGAUUAUACAUGGAGUGUUGGGCAGACACCAUUUGGGCCAUUCUCAGAGCUUUCUUCAUUGUCUUUCGCACAGAAGGAUGCAGCUAAGAGAAAUGUUCUUUUGACUUCGUUGAAUUACAGUAUAACGAGUGCCAUUGAUGUGCUUGAAUCUAUAGCUGCACAUGGCGGGGACAGGAAGCUCCUUACACAUAGCCAGUAUAUGGAGUUUGUACAGAGGUGGAACUUGUUCAAGUAUAAGUUGGACAAAGCAGUUACUGCCAUGUCGCAUUUAGACUUUGAGAUGGCUUUGUAUUACUUGAGGUCUUCGGAUCAUGAUUUGUACGCCAUUCACUCUCUUGUUUACCAUGCAUCACAAGAACUGGAAGCAUCACUCCAGUGUUUCAAGGACCCACCAUUUCCAUGGGCAUCAGCAUCAAUGUCUGGAGUAGUUUUAGUCGGCCUCAUUUAUAUUUAUUCAAAGCGAGACAAACUUCUAAGGAACAAAAGGAAGCAGUUUUAAAGCAUUUAAUGGAAUGAAUAUUUUGUAUCAUUUCAACACAAUACAACAGUAACAAGACAUGGAUUUCCAUGAGAGAGGUAAGUCUCAAGGUCGGGAAUUAGUGUUCAGUUUCCCCAGAACAUUUACCGCAUUCAGUCUGACAAUUUAGUCCGUCUCUCAGUUUUUCAAAGAUUUAGUCACUUUUUUGUCCAAAUAAUCUAUUAUCAUGAUUGUCUAAUGAAUGCAUCUCGGGUUCAGCUUUCUGGAUUUUUGUUCUGUUGUGUGGCUUUUGCUACUCUUUUCCUCCCUGUGCUUAUGAAUGUAACAAAAGUGGCUGUUGCAUAAUUUAGAAUGCUGGUUUGUUUAA
This is a messenger RNA of Tripterygium wilfordii, 2511 nucleotides long. RefSeq lists its product as uncharacterized. Bases 135 to 2165 code for a protein of 676 amino acids. The record is from RefSeq and is a predicted model, not a curated record. The transcript has a single exon. Lineage: Eukaryota; Viridiplantae; Streptophyta; Magnoliopsida; Celastrales; Celastraceae.